Messenger RNA from Phytophthora nicotianae INRA-310, 1499 nucleotides. RefSeq lists its product as hypothetical. The coding region runs from base 22 to 1281 and encodes 419 amino acids. Gene Ontology annotation, molecular function: Hsp90 protein binding. Gene Ontology annotation, cellular component: membrane. Lineage: Eukaryota; Oomycota; Peronosporomycetes; Peronosporales; Peronosporaceae. The record is from RefSeq and is a predicted model, not a curated record. The transcript has a single exon.
CAUUUUUAACUCCUCGAUAAAAUGGCUGCCGAGCAAGCGAAAACCCGCGGCAACCGCGCCUUUGCCGCAGGACUGUACUCGGACGCCGUGGCCUGCUUCUCCGAGGCGCUGGCCGUCGCCCCCUCCGACCCAAACGCGCACGUCUUUUACAGCAAUCGCUCGGCAGCGCAACUCAAGCUCAACAAGGCCGACGAAGCACUCAAAGACGCAGACCAAUGCAUCGCACUCAAGCCAAACUGGGCCAAGGGAUACUCACGUCGCGGCUCUGCACUGUACGCCCUGGGACGCUACGCCGAUGCCUAUAGGGCCUACAAAGACGGACUGAGUCAUGAGGCAUCCAACGCGGGGCUGCUCGAAGGACUCCGUGCCGUGGAAGCCAAGCUAGUGACCCAGAGAUCCGGCUCGUCCCAAAGCGCAUCUUCUUCGACGUCUACACCAGCCCCAGCAGUCAACUUGAAGGGAUUUCUGGUUGGCAACAAGCGCAACAUGUUCCAGUUGUACCAGUUCAUCCUGCGCAGUCUGAUGCUGCUCUGCUUCGUCAACUUUUGGAUCCCCAUGCUGCUGUCCAGUUACGCCGCCUACUCCAACUUCUUCAAGCUGGCACUGGUUAACCACUCCAGCUACUUGGCCUUCACGCACGGUGUCCCCAAAUGGAACGCCGCCUACGCACAGCGUCUGCUGCUGGAUCCCGCUGCUCAGGUUUUCUUCUUCUGCCUUGUGUUCUGGGUUUCGGCUCCACACGGAAUGGCAAUGAUGCCUGUGUUCCUGUUGGAAAUGGUGCACUACUUCGCCUAUUUGCAGUCGCUAUUGCAGAUUCUUGGACUGGCCGAGUCUCCCGUUGUGACGCUAGUGACCAGCAAGGCAUUGGUGCCUCUCACGGCGCUUAUCAUCAGUGAUCCGAGCUUCCCGGCACUGGCCACGCGUGCCAAGUGGGCCAAGCUGUACACGCGUAUGCCACAGGUGGCGGCCAAUAUUGAUGUGGCCAUUGGCGUUGCGCUGAUCCUGGAGAUGCUCACGCCGUCGCGCAACUUCCUGCUGCUCGUACUGUACUGGCAGGUCCUGCGUGUGCGCUACAUGAUCUCGCCGCAGUUGCAAGAAGCCUUCCGCUCGCUACACGCUAUGAUCCUCACGGUCGUCCACCACCCUCGCUGCCCUGCGAUGAUCGCCGCUGUGUACGGCAAGAUCCACGCAUUUGCAGUCAAGAUGGGCGACGUGGCGGCGCAGCAGCAACAGGCUGCGUCUGGUGCUGGUGGACUGGCCUCGCGCUGCAACAUCAUGUAGACGGAUAGACAGGAGUAUGAAAGAGAUUGCGACUAGCGAGAUCGACUGGUGUUGUGUUGAUUUGCCCUUGAAAAGCUCUCUCAAAUGCAAACUUUGGUGCCUCCUUAAAAAAAAUCAUGAUUUUCAAUGAUUGACUUUGUUGAAUACGCACAAGUGUGUCCACACCUCCACGUAACUUGGUGGUCAUGUAAAGAGCAGUAACGGACUAUCAAGCGUCU